Messenger RNA from Poecile atricapillus (Black-capped chickadee), 2879 nucleotides. RefSeq names its product succinate receptor 1 (gene SUCNR1). NCBI's taxonomy places the organism in Eukaryota, Metazoa, Chordata, Aves, Passeriformes, Paridae. The record is from RefSeq and is a predicted model, not a curated record. Gene Ontology annotation, molecular function: G protein-coupled receptor activity. The coding region runs from base 1008 to 2009 and encodes 333 amino acids. Gene Ontology annotation, cellular component: plasma membrane. The transcript has a single exon. Gene Ontology annotation, biological process: G protein-coupled receptor signaling pathway.
UCUAAGGUGUUGGGUUUCUCCUCAAGAGCAGACAGGGCUCGGCAGGUGCAGCAGGUGGGGUCUGAGCAGAGCGAGUGCUCUCUGUAGCAUUUCUGUCUCCUGGGGGCACAGAGUUCGUACAGAGACUUGAUGGAAAUAGCUUUAUGAAGUCUUUGUUCUGCCUCAUGAUCUCCCUUCGGAAUGAAAUACAGUGCUUUGAGGGCAGAGACCUGUGAACAAGUUCUUGACACUGAAACACCUUUGGAAAUGCUUAACCUCAGCCUGAGUUUGGUUUUGGUCUAUAUCCCAGUUUCUGGCAUUUGGUUUUCUCUGCUGUCCAAUUGUUUGCUGACCCUGUAUCCAAGGCUCUCACCAAAGGCUGUCUGUGUCCUGUGGCAGGGGCAGGUGGCUUUGCUGAGGAGGGAGAGGAGUAAACAUUUGAGAUCCUGCUCUAUUUCCUUCCCUGAAAGCAUUUCUUGAACCUUUAGAGAGAAAGCAAGCUCUGCAGCUUCGAAGAGCGCUUUGGCAGAACGCACAGACGGGCUCCAUGCUCCGUGCAGUGUUACCAGCACACAAAGUGCUCGGUUAAGGGCUGGGUUAAUUUAACAAACACAUCUCUCCUGGCUCCCCGAUGAGUUCUGAGCAGGGUUCAUCCCUCACCAGCCUUGUCAGCAAACCUCUGCCUCGGUGACGAGGGAGGAACACGGGACUGGCCUUGGGUAACCGGCAGAUGACUCCACGAGGCGCUGACAGGGCACCCGCGGGCUGGUUUCACUUUCCUGGCCCCUGGAACUGCCCUGGCUUUGGCCAAGCACGUUGUGACUGCCACCUUCAUCCAGGUGAUGCUCCCACUUCCCCACACAGCUCUUCGCUGUGCAGGUUUCAUCUUGCUCUCUACCUGCUCAGUGUCUGCAAGUACCGAUCCCGUGUGUGAGAGACAUUGUUUGAGGUCACAUAUCCACUUACCCUGUAGGCUGGAAGGAAAUAGCAUUCACUGAUUACAGCAAUGAUAUAACAGUAACUGUGCAAUGGCCUUUUACUUGGGUUUGGUGUUUAUUCUUUUCCUUUUGAUUUUCCAGGCUAUGAAUGAGACCAGUGAGUGUUUUCUGACAAACAGAGUACUAGAAAAAUAUUAUCUCUCCACCAUGUACACCCUUGAGUUCAUUUUAGGUGCCAUUGGAAACACCAUUGUGGUGUUUGGCUACAUUUUCUGCCUGAAAAAAUGGAAAAGCGGCAACAUCUACCUGUUCAAUUUAUCCAUAUCAGAUUUGUUAUUUCUGUGCACUCUGCCAAUACUGGUGAACAGCUACUCCCAACAUCAGUGGGCAAAGGAGGGCGUGCUGUGCCACAGCAACAGGUUCCUGCUGCACGCCAACCUGUACAGCAGCAUCCUCUUCCUCACCGCUAUCAGCGCUGACCGCUACAUGCUCAUCAAGCACCCCUUCAGGGACCACACCCUGCAGAAGAGGAGAACAGCUCUCAUGGUGUCCAUUGCCAUAUGGAUUGGGGUGAUCCUGGAGCUGCUGCCACUGGUGCAUUUCCUGGAGCCUCCAACUCCCAGCAGCAAUUACAAAUGUCUCGAUUACGCAAGCUCCGGAGACCCCGUGAGAAACCUCAUCUAUAGCAUGUUCCUGACUGUCUUCGGCUUCCUCAUUCCCCUCCUGACCAUGUGCUGCUUCUACGUGAAGAUGGUUCGUUUUCUUAAAAACAGGAGCGAGCAAAUCAGCUCUGCCCUGCCCCUGGAGAAGCCCCUUACCCUGGUGAUCCUCACCAUGGUCAUCUUCUCCCUGCUCUUCACUCCCUACCACGUCAUGCGCAACGUCCGGCUCGCGUCCCGAAUUCCGGCCUUGAACGUCUCUGAGUGCACGCAGGGAAUCAUCAGCACCAUUUACAUCAUCACCAGACCCUUUGCCUUUCUGAAUAGUGCCAUUAAUCCUGUUUUUUAUUUCCUAAUGGGUGACCAGUUCAGGGAGAUGCUGAUGGCCAAAACAAGACAGCUCUUGGGCAGGCUGACAACCACUGGGAAGUGAAGGAGUAAGGAGACCCCUUGCAGUGGGAGAGGUCUGGGAGGAAACUCUCUUAGGGAGAGCAUUCAACAAUGUGAUUUUCUUUAGAUAACUUUAUUUAUGCAAUAGAAUAGGUGUGAGCUGAUUGUGUUCCUCUAAAUGCAGCUGUUACCUUAUUGUAUGGGAGAUUUCUGCUGAGCUGCCUGCAGCAAGCCAGGGGGGGAAUGCUCUGCUGGAGCAGGACAGCAGGACCGUGCUCUCUGACUGGGACACCCCACAGCCAGGUAACACGGCCAUCAAAAGAGCAUCAAGUCAGCUCCUGGAGGGAGAACACACUGCUCUCAGACAGCUGCUCCGUGAGCCAUAACGUGGGCUUGGGCUGGGACACAGCGCGCCUUCCUGCGUCACCAGGCACGCUGCCACGGCACUCACACAGCCUCUCGUGCGGGAUGGAGUUACCUGUCUCCAGUGUAACUGUCCAAAAGUGCCCGUGGCAUCCACAGCCUGAAGCAGAACUUCCUUCAAACUUCAUUAGCAAGUUCUACUAAUGAACCAGGAGCUAAUGAGGAGCCAGUCCCUGCCUGAUCCCUGCAGGAUCGAUCAGCAGCACAAGUUACUCUCCAAUGGACUGACCUGACUUCAAAGAGACAGGGGAAAGAUCGAUGGGGUAAUGAGCUCCUGUGAGCUCGGGCUGGCCAGGGCUGCUGGGAGGGAAGGUGGGCAGGGUGUGGGCAGCCCCCUCCCCUGCCUGUGCUGCUGCAGGCACCGAGGGGCCCCAGCCCUGCCAGGGACUCACUGCUCCAGGGAUCACCCAGCUCACCCUGGCUUCUGCUCUCUGAUGUGUCAGUCACCUGCAAUGUGCUUCACCGUGCUGGAGGCACCAGCUCCCAGAUA